AUGGCAUCAAUCUCAUCUGUUCAGUCCUGGCCUCACGAAUAUAUUCGAAACCGCAUCAUACUCGAACAUCUUCUCAUGGGCACCAUGGGCAAGAAUAAGAACAAGAGCAAGAACAAGUCCAGGAAGUCGGACGAAAACUUCCGAAAAGAGGCCACAGAUGCUCCCGAGAAGCGAAUCGUACCUGUUACUGCUUCAAGCUUGACUACAUCCUCUAGCUUCGCUAGUCGAGACCCCUCGCCGACUCAUCGGACAUCCGAUAGUACUUCAGAACUACCGAUCCUCCCCUCCUGCAGCGGACCGGUCGGCCAGUCCAUACUGAAAGCGAACGACGAAAAGCGAGACUCGGUCAUCUCAAGCACGUGGGGAAGGGGCGGAAACAGUCGCUCGCAUCCAUGCUAG
Molecule: messenger RNA, 399 nt
Organism: Parastagonospora nodorum SN15
Lineage: Eukaryota; Fungi; Ascomycota; Dothideomycetes; Pleosporales; Phaeosphaeriaceae
Exons: 2
Coding region: 1-399 (132 amino acids)
Source: RefSeq, a predicted model, not a curated record